AUGAAUCUCAAGCUCGUGUUCAAUUGGUUCUUUCAAAAACUAUCCGAUUACAAUCUUUUUAUACGGGAGGAUGACGACUAUGACGAUGAUGACGAGAAUGAGAAUGCGAUCAGAGAUCCAGUAGUGAUUCUUCGACUUCAAAAGUAUAAAACUUGGCUCUAUGUGCUCGUUCUCUCAGUGUCGCUUGUAACACUAUUUUAUGUAACAAUUAUGAAAAUGCAUGCUGAAACAAUUAUCAUUUCAAAUAUUACACCUGAUAUAUACAACCAACUCUACUUAAAACACGGGGAAAAGCUUUCAUGUGCAUGUACGAAUAUUACGGUACCCUAUCAUCAAUUCGUUUCGAAUACAAUUAGCAUUCAUCCAGUUUGUGAUAGUAUAUUCGUAAGCAAAGAAUGGAUUGAGAGAUUAUACUUUCUAAACGCUAGUCGAUAUGGUGUGUGGGACUUUCGAACAACAGCAAAAUCACAAUUUGAGUUGCUGUCUAGCUUCUGCUUACUUUCCCGACAGAUCGUUUCUCAAAUUCAAAUUAAUAUUCAUAACACUGAACUUAUCACUGCUUAUCUUCAUCAUGAACUCACAGUUCAAGAAGAAAUUCAUGGUACAAUCGAAUUUCUGAAGACUAGUGAAAUAAACCGAUUUAUGAGCUUUCUGAAUUACUUAAGAACAAUCAUAAAAGAACAACGAAUGGUUUCAGCACUCAAUACAAAUUAUAUAACUUUUAUUCAGUUAGACUCUACUGCACAUUCGUCAAUAUUCGCAUAUCAAAUAUAUCAUCCAACUGGAAACAACCAAAAUACGUCAUGUGAUUUAAAUAGUACAGUAAUUGCAGCUACUCUAAGUCCGCUAUCAAUUGACGAUAGCGAUAUCCUUCGAAGAGUUCAGAUGAUCCCGUUACCGAAUUCUACAACUGUCAAUGGGUUUUUCGCAGGAUUCAGAGUAUUCGAUGCAUUUCUUGCAAGUACACUGGAUUGUUUAUAUAGCGAAGAAUGUAUUCAGCUUCUGCGCAGCUACUUUCCUCGUCUUCACCAAAUGAAUGUCAGUUGGAAGGAUUCGAUUCUAUCUUCAAAACAUGAUAAUAUAGAUUAUACUGAAUACUUUUAUCGAUGUUUCCCAUCGAUAUGUACAUAUGUACGAGUCGGUCAGGCCUCUCUGUCUUCAACAACAACUCUUUUGAUUAGUCUUUACGGUGGUCUUGUGUUAAUCUUUCGAUUGGCAUCAUCAUUUUUUAUUGAUAUCGUAUUCAAAUUCAAACAACAGUCGUUGAGACGAGGCAGGAAUGAGGAACAUCGACGAACGAAACUGUCGACUUUUCUUCGAAAACUGAAGCAACAAAAUUUAUUCAAGAACGUGAAUAAUCGCUCGGAGAGUUCUAUCAAAGAGCAACGGCUUAUUAGCCGUGCUUAUCUCACUUUAUUAAUCGGUGUAAUCUGCGCACUUAUCCUAUUUAUGUCAUUCAAUCGCGAAAUGGUGACAAUUACAGAACGAAGUCCAUCGCUACAAACGUAUAUCGAUUUAGAGCAAUCACACUCUACGAUACUUCGAUGUCCAUGUUCUGAAAGUGCAAUACUUUAUCAAAAAUUUCUCACAUUAUCUCCACGCCUUCAUCAAGUAUGCACAAGCAUAUUCGUGGAGGAUGAUUGGAUUGAAUUACUGAUGUCCCUUAUGGACUAUCGUUCUUUGAAGGAUUGGAGAAAUCGAGCGUCUUCGGAAUUUCGAAUAUUAUCUGACUUUUGUCAAUUGGCGAACAGGACGAUAAGUGAUGCUGUCAAUCGAUAUCUUUCUCAAUUCUUCAUUACUUCUUCUAUACUCAGUAAAACAGAUUUCGAGCAGCAAAUCAAUGCAAGUCUCAAGCAAUUCUAUCAGUCAACAUUUUACCACUUCAAUUCCAUGGAAAAAAUCGUACAUCUUCUCAUGCAGAUUGAUCAACCUUUUGUGAAAUCGAACUGGGCAACUGUUCAAACAGUCGACAAUGGACUAGUGAUAGAAAGUACAACAAACGACCGUCGAGCAGCGCAGAUCCAAUUCGUACUCAAUGAAAUAUCGACCAUCAAUUCAAACAAGAUCAGUUGUGUUUGUGCUGUAAAUUCGAAAUGUCAAGCGCCAGCUAUGACUAACAUAGAUUAUGAGAAUUUUGGAACAGGUCUGAAUUUCAAUAUAACAGGUUGGGUCGAGGGCUGUUUCAGUAUUGAUUCUAUUCGAUUUUCAUCACUUCAAUGUUUUUAUGUCGAAUCAAAUUGUUUUCAAUCCCUAUUAGCUGUAUUAGGUCGUAAAGACAUAGCACAUUCGAAAUUUGGUCGACUUUCACGUAGUUUUCGGCCUCUCGUUCACUAUUCAAUAACAAACUAUCCUCCUAACACAACUGUUUCGAUCAUCCUUGAUUCUCUGCUGCUUGAACAAUGGAAUGCGUUGUUAUCAUAUGAACGUUUCUACGAAAUAUGCGCACCCAGUUUUUGUACUUAUUCUAUACACAUGCGAAAAUCCUUCGUCGAAGUAAUAACAGUAUUACUAUCCGUAAUUGGUGGAAUCGUUGUAUCAUUACGUCUUUUGACGCCUCAUCUCGUCAAAAGUGUGGCUAAGCUUGCAACGUUACCUUGUAAAAAGAAACGAACGAAACCAGAACGAUCUCGUCGUAAUCGUAUAGAACAACUGAGAAUGAUUGUCCGAAAUAUGUUCCGACUUUUAUUCACGGCACUGGUUAACUUGAACAUCUUCUUAGUGCGCGAUUUCGGAAGUCAAAUCGAUCGAGCUACCGCUGUACGUUAUGGUCGAAUGGCAACUCGUGCUUAUCUUGCUCUAGUCAUUAGUACUAUUGCUAUUCUUGCUUUUCAAACUAUUUUAGAAGCUCGCACUGUAACUAAGAUCUUUGAAAAUCCGUCGCUUAGCUUUUAUAAAAAGUUGAAGCGGAUCUAUGGGAAUGAAUUGAAAUGUCCAUGUUCAGUAAUUGCAUCCACCUACGAUCAUUUUGUUGCUAUUGAACCGAAAUUUCACUUGAUUUUUUCACGCGAGUUCAUAUCGGAUGAGUGGAUAGCCGGUAUUACAAGUGAGCUUGCUUCUAAUUUAUCUAUCUAUAGCAGAAAAGAUUAUCGUCGAUUUCUUUCUGCUCAUCUGCACUAUCUUCAAGGAUUAUGUCAUCUUUCGCAACAAUCAAUCGAGAAUUCAAUCAACCAGUUUCUUUCUUCAUUAUUAGUUACCAACGAACUUCUUUCCGCAGAAGUUUUUUCCACUCGUCUUGAUAUUCUAAUUGAACAAACGAAACUAUAUGCGCCUAUUUUACUCAAACGUCUUCUCUUCUUGGUCCGCAAUGUCAAUCAUGCAAAUGCUUUUAUCUCGACAUAUGGAACAAAUUUUCAAUAUACAUUCUUGGAGAAUACAGACGAAUUACGGUAUGCUCCCAUUGUACCGUUGACCUAUGAUAAUAGUUGCUCAUGCGGAUUACAUUCAAAUUGUACGACUCAAGCAAAGUUCAUUGAAGCAAAUUCAGGAGCCGAGAUUUCAAUCAAAGGGUUAAAAAUGGGCUGCACACCUAGCGAAUCGUUACUACUUUCGUCUCUCGAAUGUUUCUAUAGUCAAUCAUGUCUCGAUCGCAUUCGGCAGUUUACAAAGUAUAAAUAUCCUAUUGCUCCACUCCCAGCACUAAGUAGUCGGUUUCCAAUCAACACCACGGUGAAUGAACUUCUCUCUGAUCUAUUUAUCGAAGAAUGGUCAAUAGACAAGAACUAUUCUUCAUAUUAUCAUGCAUGUAGGCCUCUCUUGUGCUCUCAUACUAGUAUUCAAAAAUUUAGCGUAUCGCGUACAGUACUUGUUUUCCUCGGUCUGCAAGGUGGUCUCUCGAUUGUUCUGAAUUGGAUUUGCCCAAAACUAAUUCGAAUUGGAAUGGCAAUCUAUCAAUAUCGAAAACGACGAACAAAUUCUGUUUCUCCUAGUAAUACAAAUGUGACUAAUAAUCAUUUAGAGGCAACACCGACAAAUAUAAUAGCUGAAACAACAUCGACACAAAAGUUUUUCAAAACAAUAAUAGCACAAAUACUGUUAAUUACAUUAAUAUUUGUUCUGAUAACUGCUACAGUUUAUUUCAUGGGACGCGAAGGCUCGCCUAUGGAUGUGUUAAAUAGUACAAAUUCAGAGACAACGACGAGUACAUCAAUGCCAAUAUCAUCAUUUGUACGAGCACAUAAAAAAAUAACUGCUACUGUUGGCUAUAUUAAUGCUGACAAUCAAAUUGACAUUAUCUUCUUCUGUGAGGACACAGCACAGCUUAAUAUUUUGUUGAGCAAUGGUGAUGGAACAUUUCAGAAAGCAAUCGAAUUUGCAGUGAACGAUUAUAAAUGGAUGAUAGAUAUCAGUGUCGGGGAUUUUAACAAUGAUAAAAGUUCCGAUGUAGUUCUGAGAAUUCAAUCUGAGUCCGUAGGUAGAUUGAUUAUUUUGUUUGGAAACAACAAUGGGACAUUUCAAGAGCAAACUGUACUGCCAUGGACGACAGAUUCGACAGCCGUGGCUACGCAUGUCAGUGACUUCAAUAGGGAUAAUGUAUCAGAUAUUGCUAUAAAUUCACCGUAUCGGCAUAUAGUACAAGUGUUUUUUGGAAGUGUGGGUGGAAGCAUAUCGUCGCCAAUGAUAUUAUCUACUGGGGACGCUAGUGAGCCCAGAUUAUUAGCUAUAGGUGAUCUGAAUAAUGAUGGUUACUUUGAUAUCGCUGUAUACAAUUUGAAUUAUUUACAUAUUACUGUGUUUUUUGGACAGACGAAUGGAAGUUUCCUACCAAGCAAGGCAUUUUUUACGGGAAUGUAUUUAGCGCAUGUAUUUAAUUUAGUGAUAGGUGAUUUCAAUAAUGAUAGUCUCUCUGAUCUUGCUUUGAUUAGCAGCAAUGAGGAGCAUACGGUUGUCGAAAUAUAUCGAUACGAAAAUGAUACAUUUCAAAGUAAACAGAAAAUUAAUAUAGAAUCUAUCAAACGUGCUGCAUCUGCUAUUGUCACCGAUCUGAAUGGUGACAAUCGUUCGGAUAUUGUUAUUGGUACGAGUUCUCCUUAUGCGAUCUAUGGGUUGCUUGGAUAUGGAAAUGAUGAGUUCUACCUACACACAAUUUACUCGAGUAUACACACCGGUUACUAUAUUCAUCUCAUCGGUAAUUAUUUCAACAACGAUACUUGUGCCGAUGUUAUCAGUGUGAAUGAUGUUUCACAUUCAAUAGAUUUUUUUCUCAGUAAAAGAUGUGGAUGUCUCUCUGACUAA
This is a messenger RNA of Adineta ricciae, 5232 nucleotides long. Lineage: Eukaryota; Metazoa; Rotifera; Eurotatoria; Adinetida; Adinetidae. The record is from the annotation of a GenBank genome assembly.